GAAUCGGUCAACAGUGCGGUCGGCAAGGCUUAGGGAAGCCCGAUUGAGUCGUCUUCCUCCGUCUCUCCCCGGCUUUAAGCGGAGGGAAAUUCUCCCAUCACUGCUUACCGUUCGACCCGAGUCCUCCUUUGGCCGGCCACGAAGAGGAAGAACGAAAGAGAAGGGAAAUCGAGAUCUAUCGUUAAAGCAAGCGAGAAAUAUUGGUGGUGUCUUUCUUCCAUUUGUUUGAUGCUUCUUCUCGCCCACGAAGAAUAAGAUACCCUCCAUCCAGAAGUCGAGGGUGCUUCCAGAUCGGGAAGAUGAUAACGCGCUCGAAUCUCGCGGAUCAGCUGCGGGAGUACCAGAUUCGUUCCAAGUAUGAGUGGGCCACCGCCUCCUUCCUCUCCUCCUCCUCCUCCUCCUCCUCCUCCUCCUCCUCGUCCAAUGCCUCUUCAAGGGUGGAUGUGAUAUUUGUGAUAUGGGAGCUGUUGAUGUUUGCUUUUCUUGUUUUCUCUGGAGUUGCUCUGUAUUUCCGGUAUAUGAGGCUUGCUUUUUCCUUGAUAUGCAUUACAACUCUUAUUCUUGUUUGCAUGAAAAUAACAAAGCAAGUAAGACAAAACAGGAAAAGUAAGCGAAGAAUGCUGCUGCCAUUGUCAAUGUAAAACUAUAGGCAACCAACCUUUUGAAAGGCUAUCUUACGUCUGUGCAAAAGAUCGUUUCCUGGUGUUGUGACUGAAAAUUUUGACUGGUAUAUAAUUCCAUCUUGGUGUAUGUUUUCUUUCAAAGAACACUCGGAAGAAGAUAAUGCUAAACAUAUAUUGCAAGGGAAGUAUAACAAAGCCCCUUUGCAAUUUUCAGCGCAAGUGCUUGCUUGUAACUUGCAAGGCUGCAUUCAAGGUCUGUAUCGUUGCAAGAUUUCAUGUAUUUGGCCCUACCUUAAGUAAGCAGUCUUUGCUUUCAUUGUUAAACCUUUUUCAUAUACUGUAUGAUGAGUUAGAAAUUGAUGAUUAGUUUAGUUCAAUGGUGGAAGCCAAUUAUCUUUAAUUCUUUCCAGCAAAUGUAUAAACUGUUAAGUCAAACUAUGCUCUGUUAAUGAGUUAUUCAGCUUGGUAUA
This is a messenger RNA of Phoenix dactylifera (date palm), 1093 nucleotides long. NCBI's taxonomy places the organism in Eukaryota, Viridiplantae, Streptophyta, Magnoliopsida, Arecales, Arecaceae. The record is from RefSeq and is a predicted model, not a curated record.